Molecule: messenger RNA, 3614 nt
Organism: Falco peregrinus (peregrine falcon)
Lineage: Eukaryota; Metazoa; Chordata; Aves; Falconiformes; Falconidae
Gene: MOV10L1
Product: Mov10 like RISC complex RNA helicase 1
Exons: 25
Coding region: 153-3614 (1153 amino acids)
Molecular function (GO): ATP hydrolysis activity; helicase activity
Source: RefSeq, a predicted model, not a curated record
UUUCACGUGACCAAGAGCGAGCAGCGUGAUUGGCCGGCGGCGUCGCGGCGUCUUGAAGCGCGGCUGUAGGAGGGGGCCGCGGGAAGGGGGAGGUUUGGUGAGGGGUGGCCGGCGCUCCGGAGGCUUUGGUGUGGGGUGCUUAACGCUCGGGGAUGCUCAGCCUCUUUUCUAAGGUGCUCUCCUACUUCUGGAGACGUGCAGAUGACGAGGAAGGUGGUGAAAGAUGGGCAGCCUCAGGUGACAAAGAAUUAAAAACUGUACAAGGAGUAGUGACAAGAUUUUGCCAUGAUUAUGGGAUGAUAGAUGACAUGAUAAUCUUCACAAAGGAUGCUGUUACAAAAAAUAUGCCACUGCUGGUUGGACAAGAAGUUACUGUGACUGUUGAAGAGGAUAAAACAUCAGGUGGCUUGAAGGCCAUCAGGGUCGAUGCUGUCCAGAAUACGUGGGGAGAUUCCAACGCUACUUGUGAUGCUUCUGAACUAAAUAUGAAAGUAUUAAUUGGCAAUAUUACCUCUGUCUCUAAGGGUGGUGGCUAUAUUAAUAAGAAUACUUUUUUUGCAAUGGAAAAUGUCUGUGAAGGUUUCAAACCUUUUGAAGGUGACUGGGUGCAAGCAAAAUAUUUUAUUAACUCGACAACAUGGAACAGUGAAGCAGUUGCUGUUAAGCCUUUGAGAUACAAGCAAGUAGACAAGGUUCGCAUUUCCAGCAUCUGUGGAAGAAGUGGUACAAUAGAUGACAGUAUAUUUUUCACUUUGGAUUCAUUGAGACUUCCUGAUGGCUAUUGGCCUUGUAGACAUGAUCUAGUGAAUGUGGUUGUGGUGGAGAGCAAUCGGUCCUAUUAUCUUUGGAGAGCUCUCUGUUUGGUACCAGUCAGCUGGGAUCGACAGUCUCACUCUAAUGGAGUCAAUCUGAAUGAGCCUUAUGAAGACUUAAUAAGAGACAAAGGAGGGUUGGAAGUAUCAAGAAUGACUAAUUUUGGAACUCUGAAGCAGGGGGAAUCUAAAAGAAUAACUCUUUGGAUAGAGAAUAAAGGGAGUAUAUCACAGUCGUUAAUCAGCUGCAGAUUGGCUGGAUGGGUGAAAGACAAGCAAUUCAGUUUCCAAAUUUCUCAAAAAUGUGAGAACAGUCCAGAAGCACAUCUGUCAUCUUUUCCUAUAAACCAAGACGACCUCUCAAAAGCUGCAAUUAAUUCAUGUAAUGACAAUGGAGGAACAACAUACAAGCCAUUGAAUAAUACAUCCAUUACAAAGCAUAGAGUUGUUCCAGAAGGAAUCAAUUCUCAGGAUACAAAUUUAUCAAGGAUGAAAGAGAACUUUUCCUUGGUGAAAAAUGAAGAUCCACAUAAUGCAGAAGAUGAGCAAAGGGAAGAUGUGAAACAACCAAUAAAGCAUGUCAAUAUUGCUGAAGAAAUCUGCAUACCACCAGGUGGAAAAACAUUCAUAGUGAUCAUAUGCACAGCUGUAAAUCCUGGGUACAGCAAGGAACUCCUGUUGCUUGGUUUUUCUGAUUUUACUGUUGGACGCUAUGUUGAAGCCACUGUAAAAACCGAAGAAGAAUUACUAAUAGCACCUGUGGAACCAUUUUCUCUAAGAAAGCCUAAAAUUAUUCCAGAACCUCAGCCAAGGAAGACAACAGUGGUUGCCCCUACAUGCAGAAGAAAUCAUAGAAAGAAGUUGCCAAGCUUUCUCCCACAUUAUACCAUACCAAAUGAGUUAAGGAAAUGUGUGGAGCAGAAAUUAGACAUACUGACCUUUCAGCCUCUCCUGGCAGAGGGUCUUAAUCUAGAUAAUUAUAAAGCAAACUUUUCUACUCUCUUGUGGCUUGAAGAGAUCCAUGCAGAAAUGGACAUAAAAGACUUUAACAUGAGUGGGGUUACUUUGAAAAGGAAUGGGAACUUGUUAGUGUUGGAAGUGCCAGGAGUGGAAGAGGGCACACCUCACCUGAUUCCAGGUGGUAAGGUGAUACUGAAAAGUCAGAUCUACUCUGAGCAUAUAAUUGAGUACAUUGCUUAUAUUACUGAGAUACGUAAUGAAGAUGUUACUCUUAAAUGUAAUGCAGACUUUGAACAGGCUUAUAACUUGGAACCCAUGGAUGUGGAGUUUGUGCAUUGCAGGAUUACUAGCAGGCGAUGCCAGCUGGCAGUUGAGCAAGCAGUCUACCUGGGUGAAAAAGGUCAAAAAGCUGCAGAGCAAACAGGCAAAAUGCAUGGCAUCAAGGGAGAUAAACGUAGCAGAUUUGGUGAAACUGUGACACAUCAACAGAGAGCUGGUGAAUUUUUCAAUCCUGUGCUGAAUGCACAACAGAAACUGGCAGUGAAAAGGAUACUGAGUGGUGAAUGUCGUCCAACACCUUAUGUUCUCUUUGGUCCACCAGGAACUGGAAAAACAUUAACAGUAGUUGAAGCUAUUUUACAGAUACAUUAUACUCUACCAGACAGUCGAAUUUUGGUUUGUGCACCAUCAAAUGCUGCAACAGAUCUGAUUUGCUUGCGGCUGCAUCAAAGCAAUAUGUUAAAACCAGGAGAUAUGGUCCGAGUUAAUGCUAGCUUCAGGUCAGAAGAGCAAAUUGAUGACACAGUGAAAUCUUACUGCAAAGAUGGUGAUGAUAUUCGACAAGCAUUGUGGUUCAGGAUAAUAAUUACCACAUGCAGCAGUGCAGGAAUGUUUUAUCAAACAGAAAUACGGCUUGGACACUUCACUCAUGUGAUUCUGGAUGAGGCAGGGCAAGCAAGUGAACCAGAGAGCCUGAUUCCUAUUGGGUUGAUUUCAGAAGCUAAUGGACAGAUAGUUCUUGCUGGAGAUCCAAAGCAGUUAGGGCCAGUAAUAAAAUCCGAACUUGCACUGACUUUUGGAUUAAAUAUUUCCUUGCUGGAAAGACUGACAUCAAGAGAAAUAUAUAUGAGAGAUGAGGAUGCUUUUAGUGCCUGUGGAGCAUAUAAUCCUUUGUUGAUCACAAAACUUGUAAAGAACUACAGGUCACAUGCUGCAUUGCUUGCCUUGCCAUCUAAAUUGUUUUAUCAUAAGGAGCUAGAAGUUUGCGCAGACACUUCAGUAGUAAAUUCUUUGUUGCACUGGAAGAAAUUGCCCAGGAAAGGAUUUCCACUAAUUUUCCAUGGAAUAAGGGGCAGUGAAACACGUGAAGGUUGCAGUCUUUCGUGGUUUAAUCCAACAGAAGCAGUUAAAGUAAUGCAGUACUGUUGCCACCUUGCUAAAAAUGAAAAUGCUGCAGUGUCAGUGACUGAUAUUGGAGUGAUUACACCGUAUCGUAAACAGGUUGAAAAAAUUAAAUUUCUUCUGAGAAGUAUUGAUAUGACAGACAUUAAAGUUGGCACAGUAGAAGAGUUUCAAGGGCAGGAGUACAUGGUUAUCAUCUUAUCAACAGUGCGGUCUCAUGAAGGCUUGUUUGGUGAUGACAAACACUGCUUGGGCUUUCUCUCGAACCCUAAGAGAUUUAAUGUAGCAAUUACUAGAUCAAAAGCUUUGCUGAUUGUCGUGGGAAAUCCUCAUGUUCUUGUGAAAGAUCCCUGUUUUUGUGAACUGUUAGAAUACAGUUUAACGAAUAGAGUUUAUGUAGGUUGUGACCUGCCUUUGGAGCUGGAAUGCCUGCAGAAGUGA